UCUAAAUUGUAUUAAAUGUACAUUCCAGAUGUCCCUUAUCCACCGGCUAACGGCGCUGGCGCUAGCAGCGUUGUUCCUUCAAGUACAAGGAGCCAGCAAGUACACAGAUGAGACCAGACCUUACGAGUUUGGCUUCGAAAUCGAUGGAGAGCAGCACCGGCAUGAAAAGAAAGACGAGAACGGCAUCAUAAUGGGCGAGUUCGGGUUCCUGACGGCGGACGGCGUGUACCACGUGACGGUGUACGCCACCGACGAGGACGGGAACUUCAAGAUCCUCUCCAUGAAGAACAUACGACGGAUGCCACCUUCAGAAAAAAAGGCAAAGGCACUGCCGCUACCGCCCGCAGCACCCUCCGCCCCGCGUGCCCCGCCGCCCCCCGUGCAGGGCCCCGGCCCCGCGUCCCCCGCGCGCACCUGCUCCAGCUGCUCCAUCCCCGCGCCCACCCCGCCGCCCCGCACCAACCCCCCGCCAGCUCCCAACACAGCACAGAACUACCCGCGGCCGCCCAGCACGGACCUCGACGCGCCCUACCCCUCCCAGCCCGGCUCCCAACAAGCAGCAGACCAAGACUUCCCGCCACAGACGCCACCAAGAGGCGGAGAGCGCAAUCCUAAGCAGUUCAACUCUCAAGAGCAGGCGUACGGGGCGCAACCCGGUGGCCCUCAAGGACAAUUCGGUGGAGCUCAAGGCGGUCAGCAAGGUGGAAGUCAAGGAGGAAGCUUCCAGGGAGGUCAACAAGGGGGUAGACCGCAAGGUGGUCAGCCAACCAAGCCGCAGCUCAUUUCAGCGCAAAUGCAAAUCGUAGACAAAAACACCGAUAUCUACGCUCGAAAACCUGGCGAGAAGGAAGGCUUGCCUCAGGGCGUGUCGAAGAGUGAAGUUAAAACGUUACUGUACACUUUCAACUACACUGUAGGGUUCCACGGUCAUCAUGAAGAAGGAUACACGAAUGGCGCGAAAAAGGGAUACUACUUUGUGACAGGACGCAAUGGCGUGAGGACCCGAGUGGAUUAUGAGGCUGACGAGAACGGGUUCCGUCCUGUCAUCACACAAGAAGUCCUUGAUCUGGUGUCCGAAGAAGUACCCAAGGAGGAAACGGAAAAGGAUGAGAAGUACGGACUUAAAGGAUACGAAUUCAAAUGGCUGUACUAUCCAACCGAGUCUAGGAGAUAGGUCAGAAUCCGUGAACCAACGUUACCAGUAACUAAUGUACCUUGAUUUGUUAAAAGUAUUUAGUACUUAGUUGUUAAGUUACCUUAUUUAGUUCUAAGUUUAAACACUGCCUUUGUAAAUAUUGUCUUAAUAAGUUAAGUCAUAUCUACAUAUUACAAGCUGAAAAAGCUCUCGAGAAAACGCUAAAUGCUGUCAGAUUAUUAAAAUUAUUCGGCCACAAUAAAAUAUAAGAAAUAUCAAACAUAAUUAUUACAUAAUAUACUAUUAUGCCAAAAGAGUAUACAUAAUCCCAUAAGCCAAAAUUUUAUUACAUGUGAACUUUAGUUUAUUUACUACUUUAAUUUGGUAAUAAAUAUGUUAAAA
Molecule: messenger RNA, 1537 nt
Organism: Plutella xylostella (diamondback moth)
Lineage: Eukaryota; Metazoa; Arthropoda; Insecta; Lepidoptera; Plutellidae
Gene: l(3)mbn
Product: lethal (3) malignant blood neoplasm
Cellular component (GO): chitin-based extracellular matrix
Molecular function (GO): structural constituent of chitin-based larval cuticle
Source: RefSeq, a predicted model, not a curated record